AAGUCUGCAUCUACACAGACAGUCUUACCCUUCAGCUUACCAGUAUGCCCCGCUUGGGAAGAUUUCGCAGGCAGAGAGACGACAAUCCCGUUUCAUCUUCUCCACCAUGUGACGCCGCUUUGUCCUCUGGGUUCAUUUGCGGGAGGGUUCGUUCGUCCACCUCUAGGGCCUUCUCUAUUCUCCGAUUGACCCAGGUGACAGCAGUGGUGAGUAUCCCAGCAUGCCCGAGUAUAACAGUAGGUGGAGCUGCCGUGGUUUCCAGAGGCUAGAAAACUGGACACUUAACCGAACAACCCUCAUCACCUUCUAAUCUCUCUUCUACGAAUAUUCCGCUUCACUAGAAAUGGCAGCAACCGCAUCAUGACUUUGAUGGGCUGUCUUAACGACGACACCUUUGGACCAGUUGUCCAGGGGUGUCGCGACGACUUCGACUUUACGCAGAAGUUUGAGAGGAUUUUAUUCACUGCAGUUCCUGCUUCGGCUUUCAUACUCGUGGCCAUAGUCAGGGUAUCUCACCUGGCCCAAAAACCGCGAUUAGUGUUGGCGACGCCAUUUCAGCUCGUCAAAAUUCUGACGAUUAUUAUCUAUGCUGCUUCUCAACUGUCUCUUCUAGUUCUCCUGAGCAUCGUGGACGCGGCUGCUGUACGUAGCUUUUCUAUUGCCGGGAUAGCUCUGGCCUUUACUGCUAGUCUCCUCAUGAUCGCCGUAUCAUUUCUCGAGCAUGCACGAUCACAUCGAACGUCAGCCCUUCUUAAUAUUUACCUCCUAUUUACCUUGCUCUUUGAUAUUGUCCAGGCCCGAACAUUAUGGCUUGUAAUAAAUUCUCGAAGCCAGGCUAUAUUUACCUAUUUGUUCACAGCCUCGAUCACCAUAAAAUUGAUUGUCCUCGUCCUCGAAACUCACAGCAAGGCUAGAUGGAUUAUCUGGGACGAGAAAGAGCACAGCCCUGAAGAAACAAGCGGAAUCUACACCCUGUCUGUCUACUAUUGGCUGAAGCAGCUUUUUUUACGAGGGUAUAAGAGCAUUUUACGCUUCGACGACUUGUACGGUCUAGAUAGCGCAAUGAGUGCGGAGACCACAGCCUCAAAGCUAAUAGAGAAGUUAAAUGAUCAGAAACACCAUGGUCAAAAGCCUUCUUUACUAAAGGCCCUUUUCAGAGCAUUUUCUUGGCCGUUUUUGCUGCCCGUCUUUCCCCAAAUUGCUCUUAUCGCCUUCCAGUAUUCUCAGUCAUUCUUUCUGGAGACUUUGAUUGAAUAUCUGGAGCGACCAGAUCAUGAGUCGUCUAAGAAUAUGGGGUAUGGUCUUAUUGUUGCAUGUGCGCUGAUAUACCUCGGAAUGACAGUAUCUACCUCUUUUUACGCCUAUCACAGUCAGAGAGCGGCGUCCAUGGCCCGUGGGAGCUUGUGUGCAGUCAUCUACAAAAAGACCACCGAAAUAACCACCGCGACUGCUACCGACACGGCCUCGGUCACGUUAAUGAGCACUGACGUGCAGCACGUUGAAACCGGCAUUCGCCUUAUGCACUUCAUGUGGUCCAGUUUGAUACAGGUUGGACUCGGAUGCUGGUUGCUCUACACAAAACUUGGUGUCUCGUUCGUAGCACCUAUCGUCAUCAUGUGCUUAUGCUCCGGCAUUCUUCUCUGGGUAAUGACAUUUGUUCAGAGUCGCCAGAGUGUCUGGAUGGGAAAGAUAGAAAGCAGAGUCGGCCUCACGGCCAACGUAAUCUCCAACAUGAAAUACUUCAAGAUGUUGGGCAUUUCGGACCAUGUAGCGGACUUGAUACAGGACCUACGAGAGGAGGAGAUUCGGGCCGGAACCAAGUUUCGAAUCCUCUUGUUGGCCGCCUUCGGCCUCGGCUAUAUUCCGUUGUCCAUAUCGCCAGCGGUCACAUUUGGGCUUACAUUUAGAAACCUCGAUGCCUCGACUCUGUUCGUUUCGUUGUCUUUUAUGACACUUCUAACGACUCCCUUGUUGCAACUUUUUCAAGAUCUACCUCAAUGCCUAGCCGCCCUGACCAGCCUCCAUCGCAUCGAAGCAUAUUUAGCGAAACAGCCUUGGGAAGAUUUUCGCCAUCGGGAUGCGCCCGGAGCUUCUGAAGGCCAGGUUAUAGAUGACCACAAGUCCUGGACUUCUGAAACCGCACUGGUGGAACUUCAUCGCCCGGAUCUCACACAUGCUGCUAGACAUCAAGCCGGUGUCCUGCCAUCGUCCCAAGAGCCAGCAUUCGAGAUAGAAAAUGGUUCGUUCGGUUGGGACGAGAGCAAAAUGGUAUUGAAAGAUAUUGAUAUUGCCUUCCCCAGCGGCAAAAUGUCGAUAAUUGUUGGACCAAUCGCGUCGGGAAAGUCAACUUUAUGCAAAGUUCUUUUGGGUGAAGUUCCAAUAGCCUGCGGAAGCACAAAAAUUAAAUUCCCCAACUCCCCUAUCGGUUACUGCGCGCAAACGCCAUUUCUCUUGGACGCGACCAUAAUGGAAAACAUCAUUAGCUAUUCUCGAUUUGAUCAAAAGAAGUACGAUGCAAUAAUUACUGCCACUAUGUUGAGUGUUGAUGUAGCAAACCUACCAUCUGGUCAUCACACCAAGAUUGGGAGCAAUGGAAUCCUUUUGAGCGGCGGGCAGAAACAACGCGUGUCGUUGGCAAGGGCUCUUUACCUUGAAUCGGAAGUCCUGAUAUUCGAUGAUGUGUUUAGUGGACUGGAUGCCCCUACUGAGACAGAGGUCUUCAAGCGAGUCUUUGGCCCAGACGGGAUCAUCCAACAACGGAGGGCUACAUCAAUAUUAUUCACUCACUCGGUACGCCAUCUUCCUUUCGCGGAUUACGUCGUCGUUCUUGGGAGCGACGGCGGAGUCGUCGAACAGGGACCGUUUGAUACACUUGCCAACAACGGCAAAUAUGUAUCGAGCCUCGGCGUCAUGACAACCACCCCAGAUACCAAUAGAGUGUCGAAGGCGGAAGAUAUACCGAAAGUUUCAAUCCAACGCAAGACUCUACUAGAGAUGAAUAACGCCAAUCAAUACAGGCAAACAGGCGAUUGGUCGAUUUAUGCACACAACCUAUGCCGUGAUUCCGUAUUCGGGGGAGCCCUCAACUUGAAUUUCUUGAUCCCUGAAGAGUUACCGGAAGUUUCAAUCCAGCACAAGGCUCCACUAGAGAUGAAUGACGCCGACCAAAGCAGGCAAGUAGGCGAUUGGUCGAUUUACAUACACUACCUACGCAAUGUCGCGACACGAUCCGUUGCCGCGUGCAUUAUCCUUUGCAUAGUGAGUGGAACUGCCGCAAACUUUUCCACAGUAUGGGCGUCGUUCUGGUCCGAAAAUUCUUUCGAUCGACCAACAAACUUCUAUGUGGGAUUAUACGGCUCAAUACGUGCUUUGGAGCUCUUUUCCAUACUUGGCGCGGUUGUAGGGCUGGUGCACAUGGUCUCAUCAUCCGGAUCAAAUCUCCACAGACAGGCCAUCAUUACCGUUGUAAGGGCACCGUUGAGCUUUUUUACUACAACAGACACCGGUACUGUAACGAAUCUAUUUUCGCAGGAUAUGACUCUUAUCGACGGAGAGCUACCGCUAGCCUUUAUAAACACCUUUCUUGGUGUCGUUAUUCUAAUCGGGAACUGCUUUGUCGCCGCCAUUGCAUCGCCAUAUCUCGCAAUAAGCUAUCCAUUCGUGGCUGGCAUACUCUACGUGAUCCAAGUAUUUUAUCUCAGAACAUCAAGACAGCUGCGAUUGCUUGAUCUAGAAGCAAAAAGCCCACUAUACAACCACUUCAUCGAUACAACAAGAGAUCUCGCUACUAUCCGGGCUUUUGGAUGGGUAAAAGAUGAAAUUGAUACUAGCAAUAAGUUUUUGAAUGCGUCCCAGCGACCGGCGUACCUCCUGGCCAUGAUUCAAGCUUGGUUGCAGACGAAUCUCACAAUGCUGGUUGGGGUGAUUGCCAUCUGUCUUACCACGCUCGCCACCCAGCUCAGGACGAGCUCGAGCUUCACUGGAGCUAGUUUGCUCACGUUGAUGAGUUUAGCGAGCACAGUGGCAGCUGUGAUGCAGAGCUACACUCAACUUGAGACGUCCAUUGGGGCAAUCAACCGACUGAGGACGUUCAGCCAGAAGGUUAAGCCCGAAGACGGGAAUGACGCAAACAUGCCCAUUCCAGAAUUGUGGCCUACUUAUGGUAGUGUAUCGCUCAACGCUGUAUCAGCAUCAUACAGCACUAAAGCUGCAGAUGCGGAUGAUAAGUCGACCGGUAAAAGCCCUCAAGCCCUCGCUUUAAACAACCUUUCUCUAUAUAUUCGGCCAGGGGAGAAGGUUGCUGUUUGCGGAAGAACUGGCAGUGGAAAAUCAUCUUUGAUGUUACUUCUCCUACGCCUCCUCGACCCUUUGCCAGGUUCGGAGAACAUAGAAGUCGAUGGCAUACCUAUUCAUCAAGUUCACCGUUCAACUCUCCGGCAACGAUUCAUAACCGUUCCUCAGGAUUCCAUCUUCCUUCCGGGGGUAAGCAGUAUCAAAUUCAACCUCGACACCCUCAGCUCGGCCACAGAUGAGGAGUGCAUAUCAGUGCUCGAGACAGUUCAGCUCUCCAGCUUCGUCCGAGCGUGCGGCGGUCUCCACGCACCAAUGAGCGCCGAUAGUCUCAGUGCGGGACAACAGCAGCUUUUUGGCUUGGGCAGGGCCGUCCUGCGACGAAUAUUGCGAGACAAGAUGGGCGGGCCGAGGGGGGGUAUUCUCCUGCUUGACGAAAUGAAUUCUAAGUUGGAUAAAGACACAGACAGAAUCACGCAGGAGAUAGUUAGAGAGCAUUUUGCGGAUUAUACUGUCAUUAUGGUAGCCCACCGGCUGGAUAUAGUGAUGAACAUGUGUGACCGGGUGUUUGUCCUAGAUAAGGGCACGCUGGUUGAAGAGGGCAGUCCGAAGAUGCUGGCUGCAACGAGCGAGAGUCGGUUUGGGGAGCUUUGGAAGGAAGAUGCCUAACAUACUUCAUAAGUGAGCGCGCCUUAAGGUUAGGGCUGGUUAGGGGUUGGACGGUUUUGCAAGCUUUGUUAAUAGGUAGCGAAAUAAAUAUUCUCUUUGUCUGG
This is a messenger RNA of Pseudogymnoascus verrucosus, 5063 nucleotides long. RefSeq lists its product as uncharacterized. Gene Ontology annotation, biological process: transmembrane transport. Gene Ontology annotation, cellular component: membrane. The transcript has 5 exons. Gene Ontology annotation, molecular function: ABC-type transporter activity; ATP hydrolysis activity; ATP binding. The record is from RefSeq and is a predicted model, not a curated record. Lineage: Eukaryota; Fungi; Ascomycota; Leotiomycetes; Thelebolales; Thelebolaceae. The coding region runs from base 361 to 4959 and encodes 1532 amino acids.